Molecule: messenger RNA, 1611 nt
Organism: Gymnogyps californianus (California condor)
Lineage: Eukaryota; Metazoa; Chordata; Aves; Accipitriformes; Cathartidae
Gene: ELL3
Product: elongation factor for RNA polymerase II 3
Exons: 10
Coding region: 1-1611 (536 amino acids)
Biological process (GO): snRNA transcription by RNA polymerase II; transcription elongation by RNA polymerase II; positive regulation of transcription elongation by RNA polymerase II
Cellular component (GO): transcription elongation factor complex
Molecular function (GO): cis-regulatory region sequence-specific DNA binding
Source: RefSeq, a predicted model, not a curated record
AUGCCGCCGCCGCGGGUGGAGCUGCGCGGGCGGCUCCGGUACCGGGGCUGCGGACCGGGCCCCCGGCUCAGCCUCCUGCACGUGCGGCUCUCGGCGGCGGCGGCGCGGGCGCUGCGCGGCUGCGGGCGGCGGCAGUGCCUGACGGUGCCGGGAGGCCCCGGGACCCCGCCACGGCUCUUCGCCUUCUCCCUCUCCCGCUGCAGCCAGGACGAACCAGCGGCCAGCUUCGAGUGCGUGCGGCUGGCCGUGCCCCGGCUAGGUCAGGGCUGGCUGGACAGCCUGGGCAGCAUCCAGGAGAAAAUCACAGUCUGUGCCUGGGAGAGCAGCUGCCCACCGCUGCGGGAGCCUGCGUCCCUGGCGAAGGAGCCCCGCGGCAGAGCAGUUGUUGAGCCCGAUCCAGCUGUGCUUGGCUACGGCAAAGGCAUCACGGCUCCCGAGAAGGCUGGCGUGACCGGCCUGCCGGGGAAGGGCUCUGUCUGCCAUGUCCCCAACAGCAGGAACCACAGGCCUGCAACAGCCAGCCCCAGGGCUUCUCUUCAAAGCCUGGUUCAGCCGCGGGCCCUGCGGCCCCGUCGCAAGCACAAGCUCCUGCAGCGGCCGGAGGCGAUGCCAGCAGGCAGGCCCGGCAGGGCACGGCUGCUGGCGGCACUGGAGGAGGUGCGGGUGCCGGCUGCAGCACCUUCUCAGGUGUGGGAGCACUGCAGCAUGCCCACCCUGCUGCGCUCCCCCCAGGUCACGGAGCUAGAUCCCACUGCCUGCUGCUGCCGCCUGAAGAGGACCCUGGCCGCCCGGGCGCGGGAGGACUGGCCAGGGAACACGGCCCAGGAGCAGCAGCAGGCUGCCCUGCUGCAGCACAGGAGCCCGGACCGCAGACCCUCGGCCCCGUCCUUCCUCGUGCCUCUGCAGCAGCCUCCGGAGCACAGCUCCCCUCAGCCCACCAGCAGAAACCUUCUGGAGGUGAAGUCCCUGGCACUGCUGGAUUUCUCAGAUCUGAGAGCCAGCAAGAGGUCCCGGGCCCCAGUGUCCAGCCCUGGCUCGCGAGAGUGGCACCGGAGCUGCCCACAGACGCUCAGCACGCAGCACCCGGGAGCACGGGGCGAGCAGCAAGCUGGGCCUCUGCCCCCCAGCAGCCAUGCUGGGGAGCUGGAGAGCCCAGAGAGCGAGGAGGAGGCAGACGAUGACCGGGAGGAGAGUGCCCCAUGCCCGGGGCAGCACCUCUCUGCCCCCAGAGAUGCCAAGUCCCAGGCGAGCAGCUCCUCCUUAGCAGACAUCCCGGAUUACUUGCGGAAAUACCAUACCAUCUGCUCAGCGGAGCAGCGCAGAGCUUACGAGGCAGCGUUUAGUGCAGACUACACAGAGUACCGCAAUCUGCACGCUCGUGUUGGUAACGUGAGCCAGAAGUUCAUUCAACUGGGAGCCAAAAUGAGGACGUUGAAACAAGGAACGGAGGAACGCAAGGCACUUGAAGCUAUAAUUGUGCAUGAGUACAGCCACUUCAAGAAGACUUAUCCUAGCUACCAGCAGGAGAAGAAUCGCUGUGAAUACCUCCACCAGAAGCUGUCUCACAUCAAAAGCCUGAUUCUACAGUUUGAAGGAAGCGGGAGCUCCUAG